Lates calcarifer (barramundi perch) is the source of this 5950-nucleotide messenger RNA. RefSeq names its product protein NLRC3. Gene Ontology annotation, biological process: regulation of apoptotic process. Lineage: Eukaryota; Metazoa; Chordata; Actinopteri; Centropomidae. Gene Ontology annotation, molecular function: protein binding. The transcript has 17 exons. The record is from RefSeq and is a predicted model, not a curated record. The coding region runs from base 132 to 4550 and encodes 1472 amino acids.
AGGAAUAGGAGAGAGGAGGAGCUUGGGUUAGGUAAACCAGGUACAUUAAAUACAGGGAGGGAACACUGACGCUAAAGUUUUACAGUUGACAGAUCAGGAGGAGGAAAACAAGACUGACUGAAGUUCAGAAAAUGAGUGAUUGUGUGGAAGAAGAGGAAGUCGGAGCACAGUCUCAAUCAUCUAGCUAUGUGUCUAUGAAGAGUGACCAGUCUGACGAAAAAUGUCCAGACUUCAAAAAUGAACCAGGAUCCUCAGACAUAAAAGAGAAGAAGACGAGUCAUGUUCCUGUGGAGGAGCAGGUGUCCUGCUGUGAUCUGUGUCAGGAUGUCCUGAAGGAUCCAGUCUCUACCAGCUGUGGACACUGGUUCUGCAGACAGUGCAUCACCUCAUACUGGGACCAGUCUGGUCCAUCAGGAGACUCCUCCUGUCCUCAGUGUGGACAAAGAUCCAGAUCAAGACCUGGACUGCAGACAGCCAGUCAGACCAGAACUGUACAAACAGAUAGUGGUCUGCAGGAGGUUUUAGAUGAACAUAAGAUCAGUCUGAGGAGGAGAUGUGAACGUGUGACUGAAGGAACUGAUGGAACAGGAAGUAGAACCCUCCUCAACAGGAUCUACACUGAGCUCUACAUCACAGAGGGACAGAGUGAAGAGGUUAAUACCCAACAUGAGGUGAGGCAGCUGGAGACAGCUUCCAAGAAGAAGACCCUCCAUGACACUCCAAUCAGGUGCCAGGACAUCUUUAAAGCCUUACCUGACCAACAGAGACACAUCAGAGUGGUUCUGACCAACGGCGUCGCUGGUGUUGGAAAAACCUUCUCAGUGCAGAAGUUCACUCUGGACUGGGCAGAGGGCUUGGAAAACCAAGAUGUCAGUCUGCUGGUUCUGCUUUCGUUCAGAGAGCUGAACCUGAUCAGAGAUGAGCAGUACAGUCUUCUCACGCUGCUCCAUGUUUUCCAUCCAACAUUACAGAAGGUCACAGCAGAGAAGCUGGCUGUCUGUAAAGUUCUGUUCAUCUUUGACGGCCUGGAUGAAAGCAGACUUUCACUGGAUUUCAACAACAGGAAGGUUGUGUCUGACGUCACACAGAAGUCAUCAGUCAACGAGCUGCUGACAAACCUCAUCCAGGGGAAUCUGCUUCCCUCGGCUCUGGUCUGGAUAACUUCCAGACCUGCAGUGGCCAAUCAGAUCCCUCCUUCAUGUGUUGACAGGGUAACAGAAGUACGAGGCUUCACUGACCCACAGAAGGAGGAGUACUUCAGGAGGAGAUCCAGUGAUGAAGAGCUGUCCAACAGAACCAUCUCACACAUCAAGACCUCCAGGAGCCUCCACAUCAUGUGUCGAGUCCCAGUCUUCUGCUGGAUCACUGCUACAGUUCUGGAGCACAUGUUGACUACAGAGCAGAGAGGAGAGUUGCCCAAGACCAUGACUGACCUGUACUCACACUUCCUGCUGGUUCAGACAAAGAGGAAGAAAGAUAAGUAUGGUGUGGGACAUGAGAUGAGUCCACAGGAGCUGACGGAGGCUGACAGGGAAGUUCUUCUGAAGCUGGGGAGGCUGGCGUUUGAACAUCUGGAGAAAGGAAACAUCAUGUUCUACCAAGAAGACCUGGAGCAGUGUGGUCUUGAUGUGACAGAGGCCUUGGUGUACUCAGGAGUUUGUACAGAGAUCUUCAAAAGAGAGAGUGUGAUCUUCCAGAAAACAGUCUACUGCUUUGUUCAUCUGAGCGUUCAGGAGUUUCUGGCUGCAGUCUACAUGUUCCACUGUUUCACCAACAGGAAGACACAGGUACUGAAGAAGUUUCUGGGAAAAAAAUAUGUUGUUUCAACCCUGGAUGACUUCCUGAGGAGAGCAGUAAAAAAAUCCCUGAGGAGCAAAAAUGGCCACCUGGACCUGUUUGUUCGCUUCCUUCAUGGCCUCUCUCUGGAGUCCAACCAGAGAGUCUUAGGAGACCUGCUAGGUCAUACAGAGAACAGUCCAGAAAUCAUCCAGAGAGUCAUCAACAACCUGAAAGAGAUGGACAUGUACAGUGUCUCCCCUGACAGAAGCAUCAACAUCUUCCACUGUCUGAUGGAGAUGAACGACCACUCAGUUCAUCAGGAGAUCCAAGAGUUCCUGAAGUCAGAGAACAGAUCAGAGAAGGAACUCUCUGUGAUCCAGUGUUCAGCUCUGGCCUACAUGCUGCAGAUGUCAGAGGAGGUUCUGGAUGAGCUGGACCUGGAGAAGUACAACACAACAGGGGAGGGACGACGGAGACUGAUCCCAGCUGUGAGGAACUGUAGAAAAGCUCGAUUUAAUAACUGUGGACUCUCAGAGACUCACUGUGAAGUUGUGGCCUCAGCUCUGAAGUCCAACCCCUCCCAUCUGAGAGAACUGGACCUGAGUCUCAACGAGCUGCAGGAUUCAGGAGUGAAGAUACUGUCCACUGGACUGGAGAGUCCAAACUGUAGACUGGAGACUCUGGGGUUGAAGAACUGCAGUUUGUCGGAGAUCAGCUGUUCUUCUCUGGUCUCAGCUCUGAAGUCCAACCCCUCCCAUCUGAGAGAUCUGGAUCUUGGAAACAACAACCUACAGGAUUCAGGAGUGAAGGAGCUGUGUGGUUUUCUGCAGAGUCCAGACUGUAGACUGGAGACUCUGGGGUUGUGGCGCUGCAGUUUGUCAGAGAUCAGCUGUUCUUCUCUGGCCUCAGCUCUGAAGUCCAACCCCUCCCAUUUGAGAUACCUGGCACUGAGUUACAACUACCUAUAUGAUUCAGGAGUGAAGGAGCUGUGUGGUUUUCUGCAGAGUCCAGACUGUAGACUGGAGACUCUGGGAUUGUGGUGCUGCAGUUUGUCAGAGAUCAGCUGUUCUUCUCUGGUCUCAGCUCUGAAGUCCAACCCCUCCCAUCUGAGAGAUCUGGACCUGAGUGGAAACAACCUGCAGGACUCAGAUGUAAAGGAGCUGUGUGAUCUUGUGGAGAGUCCGGACUGGACACUGGAGACUUUGAGGGUCGGCAACAGGGUGAUUAAAGCUCCCAGGAAUAAAACUUUAAGUGCUACAGAAGAAGAUUUGUGCUCAGAGAAUCCAUCAUUGGCAAAUGGUUGCUCUGACAUCAAACUGGAUCUAAACACAGCAGACACAGAACUGGAUGAGACUGAGGACAACACAAAGAAGCUGCAUGUCUCUGAGGAUGAUACUACGAAACUGGAUGUUUCUGGGGAAGACGUAGAGAAUUUGGAUGUCACUGAAGAUGACACAAAUAAGCUGGAUGUCUCUGAGGACAACACAAAGAAGUUGGAUGUUUCUGAGGAAGAUAAAAAGAAUCUGAAUGUCACUGAGGUUGACACAAAGACACUGGCUGUCUCUGAGGAUGACACAAAGAAGCUAGAGGUCUCUGAGAAUGACACAAAGCUGAGUAAGCCUCCAUCAAGCUUCAGACCUGAACUGCAAACUGAAUCUGCACAAGUCUCAUACAGGUUCAGGUGUCCUGGUCCAGGUGGGUUCCAGUGUUCUUCAACUGGACUGGUGUUUGUUGUGGAUAAGGAGGCGGAGCUUCUCUACAGGACCGUCCAAUGGGAUGAGAGCCUCCUCCAAUCAGCUGGCAAGACACCUGCAGGGCCUCUGUUCAAUAUCCAGUGUCCUGAGGCUGCUGUCUGUGAGCUCCACCUCCCACACUGUGAAACUAAGGAUGCUCUGAUCCAUGAAGGCCUGCUGUUGGUCGCCCACGUCACUGAGGAUGGAAUGAGCUUCCUCGACCCGCUGGAGAUUACAGACACUCAUGUGAUCGUCAGAGUCCCUCAUCUCUCUUCCUUUGGUCUAGUCUGGGUUUCAGAGAUGAUAUGGAGAUUAUGGAACUACACGAAACCUGUCAGGGGCCGAGUUUUGCUGUUCCUCCGACCACCAAACCCAAAAAUGCAAAUCCUUGAUGUGUUUCUCCUGCCGAGCAAUAUCCCCCUGGAAGAGGUGAAGGCAACACAGCACGAUUCUGUGUACAUCAAGACGCCUUCCCGUUGCAGACUCAUCAAAAAUCAAAGUUACACUGUUGACUGUGGGAAGACUAAUAAAGUACAGCCUGAGAGAGCGGAGUUUGAUCUGGAGUUUGAACCAGAUUAUGAUCCAAUGUUUGAGAUCCUCCUGCCUGUAAACACAGAAGAAGUGACUGUAACACUCCGAGACCACACAAAUACAGAUGUCUGGAAGAGAGAACUUCACCUGACCGGUCUGAGAGCAGAAACAGUACAAAGGACUCUCCCAUCAGAGGACAGCCUCCCAUCAGAGGACAGCCUCCCAUCAGAGGACAGCCUCCCAUCAGAGGACAGGCUACUCUUGGUUCGAGCACAGUUUAUUAGCAGAGUGUCUGAAUCUGUUCUAGACCAGCUUCUGGAUAAUCUUCUUGAGCGUGGUGUGGUAAAUGAUGAAGAAAUGCAGUCAGUGAGGGCAAAAAUCAGAGCAGACAAAGCUCGAGACUUGAUCGACACAGUGCGAAGAAAAGGAACUGAGGCCAGUUCAGUUCUGAUUGAUGCUCUCUGUAGGGUGGAUCCAUGCAUCUCCAGAGUGCUCAGAUUAAGAUGAACCAAAGACCAGACACUGUGGAGUGGAGAAAACUCUGUUUACAUUCAUUACUAAUCUUUAAAUGAGAAGUUGUGUUAUUAACGUUUGUGUUUUUAAUAAGUGGACACUGAUCCUUAAAGUGAUUCACUCAAGUUUGGAAAAAAGGCCUCACACUGUGACCCAACAGAACUUCCAUUCACUAUAAAGUGCACUGCAUUUACAGUCCACCAUUUUAUUUGUGUGUGUAAAUUUAUUCACUAUACAGAGCCCUCAUAAAUUCCACAAUGGAAAUAAAAAGGCAGCGUUCAACAUGUGUACAACUGUCUGCUAACAGACCCACAAUUCAAUGCUCCACAUUCUAUGGAUGUGAUCCAUCCAGGGCUCUACCCUCAGAUGGUCUCUCUCUUCUGCCUCAACCACUUGUGGAGUUUCUCAGGGCUCCAUUUUAUCUGAUUUGUAUGUUCUCCCUUUAGACUCUAUCCUCCAUUCACUGCUACACAGACACAAAUAUACCUUCUAUUGAAUCCAGCUCUGUCACAUCCAUCCUUAAUUACCUCCUCGGAUGGAAAAUAACUGUCCUCAGUUGUCUGACAGUGAGACAGAGGUGAUUGUUCUUGGAGUAAAAUCAGUCACUUAGAGCCAUCGAACAUUCAUACCCAUAUUCAGACUGAACUUUGAUAACUAGAUCAGCUCUGUGGUGACAGGUUGCUGUGUUCAGCUAAACUGAAGUCCAUCCUCUCUCUUAACAAUAUUUAGACUGUUACAUCACAUUCAUCUCCUUAAUUACUGCAGCUCACUGUACCUGGGUAUCUCUAGUCCUCUUUAUCUGGUCUGCAGCUCAUUCAGGUGGCUGCUGACUCCUGGUACCAGCAAACAAAGACAGCAUUACACUGGUGAGAACUUCCCUGCACUGGCUACCAUCAAAAACUGAAUUCAAUGCUAUUUUGUUUUUGAGGCCAUACAUGGGUUGUACAUCUCAGAACCUACUCCAGCUCUAGGCCUCUUAGAUCGUCAGAACAGUGGUUUUUCCAUGACUGAGCUUUGUGGGUCAGGGAGAUUAUGUCUUUGCAGUGGCAGCUCCACGGCUUUCGAAUAACUCUUCCACUCUUCAAGUCAAACAGUACUUUCACUGACACUUUAAAGACAAAACUCAGGCUGUACAUGUUUGUGGUCUAUAUUUCUUUUAUUUUUAUAAAUCAAUCUUCUUGAUUGUUUUGUCUUGAAGUUUUAUUCUGUUUUCUUUCAUGUAUGCACAUAUUUUGAUGUUGCCUUGUUUUUUUUUUUAUCUUUGCAAUUCAUUGUUGUUAUUUGUACCUUUUACCUCUGAUGUCAUUUUAAUCACUGCCGUGCCUCUAAAUAGAGUUUGUACAGCACUGUGGUUAUAUUAAACGUGCUGUGUGAAUAAACAUGAUUUGAGUUGA